GCGCGCUGGGAGCGGUAGUCCGCGCUGGCGGCGGCGGGGGAGGCCGAGGCCGAGGCCGGCGUGAGCGCUCGGGCGGCGCCGCGGUUCUCCUCGCCCCCAGUCUGAUGCCCGUCCCGCCUUGCCAUGAGUCUAUGAGCUCCCUCCGGAUCAGCGUGGGUGGCCUUCCUGUCCUUGCGUCCAUGACCAAAGGUGCUGACCCCCGCUUCCGACUGCGCUGGAAAGCCAUCGUGCUGUCCUCAGCCUGCGUGGUGUUUGUGCUGCUGCUCCUCUGCUUGCACCGCUCUUCCCCCGCACGGCCCAUCCCACCCAAUCCUCACAACUGGCGACUCGGCCUGCAGGCAGGGGACCGCUACAAUGACACCUACCCGCUGUCCCCACCCCAGAGAAACCCCGACGGCGUGCGCUACCGCAUUGGAGUCAUUGCGGACCUGGACACACAGUCUCGGGGUGCUGAGGAGCACACCUGGUUCAGUUACCUGAAGAAAGGCUACCUGGUGCUGUCAGACAGCGGGGACAGCGUGACGGUGGAAUGGGACAAAGACGAAAGCGUGCUGCAGUCGCACUUGGCUGAGAAGGGCAGGGGCAUGGAGCUCUCAGAGCUAGUCGUCUUCAAUGGGAAGCUGUACUCCGUGGACGACCGCACAGGUGUGGUCUACCAGAUCGAAGGCAACAAGGUGGUGCCCUGGGUGAUCCUCUCAGAUGGGGACGGCACCGUGGGGAAAGGCUUCAAGGCAGAGUGGCUGGCGGUGAAAGAUGAACACCUCUACGUGGGAGGACUGGGCAAGGAGUGGACCACGACAACGGGAGAGGUGGUGAAUGAAAACCCCGAGUGGGUGAAAGUCAUCGGUUACAAAGGCGACGUGGGCCAUGAGAACUGGGUGGCAAACUACAAUGCGCUGAGGGCUGCAGUUGGGAUCCGCCCCCCAGGUUACCUGAUCCACGAGUCGGCAUCUUGGAGCGACACCUUGCAGCGCUGGUUCUUCCUGCCGCGCCGCGCCAGCCACGAGCGCUACAACGAGAAGGCAGAUGAGCGGCGGGGCACCAACCUGCUGCUGAGCUCCACCCAGGACUUUGGGGAUGUCACAGUAGGACACGUGGGUGAUGUGGUCCCCACCCACGGCUUCUCCUCUUUCAAAUUCAUCCCAGACACAGACGACCAGAUCAUUGUGGCGCUGAAAUCAGAAGAGGACGAUGGCAAGAUCGCCAGCUACAUCAUGGCCUUUACUCUGGACGGGCGCUUCCUCCUGCCUGAGACCAAAAUUGGGAGCGUGAAAUAUGAGGGCAUUGAAUUUAUUUAAGAGACUUUUGCACUGGACUGGAGGGAUGAGGGGGGCUUAGGAGGGGUGCUGGGGCAGGCCCUGACAGCACGCUGCUGGCAGUGCCCAGCACGCGUGCCCCCGGGCUCACUGGUCAGGCUCUGGCAAGCAAAGGGAUGCCUUGCAGCACUCCCAGCUCUGUAGUUGGCCUUGGCACCUCCUGUAAAGCGUUGGCUUUGCUGCAGCAUGCGUGGUGCGAGUGUUUCGGCAGUGGCACCUGGUGGCAAAGGACUGUCACCGCAUGGUGUUCCUAGCUUUGCGCCAGCCUGCAAGGCCCCCAGUCCAGGGCCCCCAGCUGCCAGAGAACAUGGAAUAGUGAAGUUCCCUUGUGUGGUUUUCCACGGGGUAGCCCGUGCUGCAGUCGUUAGCACGCAGCCCAGCCCUUGCUUGCAACAGAAACCUUUUGUGGUGAGUUGGUGGCUCUGUGAUGACAGCCUGGGCUCUGGGUUUCCGGCCAAAGAGGGAGUCUUGAGUUCCAG
Rhea pennata is the source of this 1795-nucleotide messenger RNA. It is a transcript of the gene CANT1, whose product is annotated as calcium activated nucleotidase 1. Gene Ontology annotation, molecular function: calcium ion binding; GDP phosphatase activity; UDP phosphatase activity. The transcript has 4 exons. The record is from RefSeq and is a predicted model, not a curated record. Gene Ontology annotation, biological process: proteoglycan biosynthetic process. Lineage: Eukaryota; Metazoa; Chordata; Aves; Rheiformes; Rheidae. Bases 105 to 1298 code for a protein of 397 amino acids.